AUGUUAGCAUCUCUGGUAUUUGGAUUCAUAUUUGGACUAAUUUUGGGAACGACAGAAAUGCCUUGGGGAUUUGGUGACUGGCCUACGGAGGAAAUGAAGGGACGAGGUAACGUGCGUUCGUUAUGGAUGGGAGUACUUUGGGCUCUAACUUCUGGAACAGGAGUAGCAUUAGCUUUGCUCCAGGGUAGUGCUGGACCUCUAUUGUAUAGCUAUAUCAGCCUCUUUGCUACCACCUGUGGUGAAUUGUGUAAGUAA
Messenger RNA from Arctia plantaginis, 255 nucleotides. The record is from the annotation of a GenBank genome assembly. NCBI's taxonomy places the organism in Eukaryota, Metazoa, Arthropoda, Insecta, Lepidoptera, Erebidae.